Molecule: messenger RNA, 747 nt
Organism: Talaromyces proteolyticus
Lineage: Eukaryota; Fungi; Ascomycota; Eurotiomycetes; Eurotiales; Trichocomaceae
Exons: 1
Biological process (GO): amino acid activation for nonribosomal peptide biosynthetic process; secondary metabolite biosynthetic process
Cellular component (GO): cytoplasm
Molecular function (GO): phosphopantetheine binding
Source: RefSeq, a predicted model, not a curated record
CCGCUAUCGGCAGCCUAUAUAUGUUUUUCAUCUGGAUCGACUGGUAAACCAAAGGCCAUACAAUGCACUCAUUCAGGUGUCGUUAGUGUUCUUAGGGACCCUGUUGCUCGUCUACAUGUUGGGCCAGGCCACCGCGUAGCUCAAACACUAGCGCCCGCUUUCGACGGCGCUUUACUAGAGGUGUUUUCCGCUCUCUGUUAUGGCGGCAUGCUGAUUUUAAAAGAUCCUACGGAGCCUUUUGAACAUUUGCGAGUGGCAGACUCACUACUCACCACUCCCUCGCUCGCUGCGGAAUUGAAUCCAGAGGACUAUCCCAACCUCAAGUAUAUAUACCUAUGCUCUGAAGUUCUGCCACAACACACUGCGGAUAGAUGGUCAGCCGGACAGGCCAACACGUACAACAUCUACGGACCAACCGAAUGCCACAUGGUGUCUUCUGCUCAAAAAGUCAAGCCAGGACAAUUUGUCACCAUUGGGACACCGUUCUUGUCAACGCGCAUUUACAUACUCGAUAAGCAGGGGGCAUUAUCACCUCCUCUAGUCGCCGGCGAAAUCCACAUUGCGGGAGUGCAAGUGUCCCAAGGCUAUAUCGGUCUUGACGAAGAAACAAAGCAGCGGUUCAUUCUGGAUACUAUUUGGCCCACUGACGACGGACGCAUGUACAGAACUGGUGAUUGGGGCUACUGGACACUUGAUGGUCAAGUGGCAUUUAUAGGCCGAACGGACAGACAGGUAAAGCUUGUUGGG